Molecule: messenger RNA, 1334 nt
Organism: Tympanuchus pallidicinctus (lesser prairie-chicken)
Lineage: Eukaryota; Metazoa; Chordata; Aves; Galliformes; Phasianidae
Gene: NRN1L
Product: neuritin 1 like
Exons: 3
Coding region: 640-1161 (173 amino acids)
Biological process (GO): nervous system development; neuron projection extension
Cellular component (GO): plasma membrane
Source: RefSeq, a predicted model, not a curated record
CCGCCCCCUCCAGCUGAUGCCAGAGGGUUUCUCACCCCUUUGCUUUGGAGCCCUCUGCCAUCAGCAGAGGAGGGAGGAGGUGGGCGAGGGUCGUUCGCAAGGAACGGGUCCCUGUGUUGAGUCAGGGGCUCAGAGCCAUCCCUGUGGAAUUGCUCCAGGUGUGGUGAGGGGGGGGAGAGGGUAGCAGCGAGAUGAGGGGAGUGGGGGCAGUUAUCAACCCUCAGCAUCGCCUGUGGGGCUGUGGGCGCUCCAGUGGGGUGGGAGCUCGUUCCUGGUUCAGCUGUUACUUUGGAUUUUACACCCAGGGUGCACGGGGUGGGCAGGGGAGGGCUGGGAGGGCCGAGGUUUCUUUUUAUCUAAAUUUCGAAUUUUUUUUUUUUUUCGGACGUAACGUUCAGAACAAUUCAAUAAAUUUUUUUUGGAGAAAAAAACAAACAAACAAAAAAACCCAAACAAACGUCGCCAUCCAACUGUCUGAGAACGAAGUGCUUGUAGCGGGGAGGAGCUCCGUCCCCUCCCGCAGCAUCGCAGGAGGAGGCGGGGGGAGGCGGGGCUGGGGGCGGUGCGCCGGGAUCGGGACUGCGAGGGGAGCGGAGCGCUGCGCACACGGAGCGGCGGCGGUGCGGGACGCUCCGCACCAUGGGCUGCGGCUGCGGGCGGCUGCUGGGCGUCGCGUGCCCGCUGCUGCUGCUGCUGCUGCUGCUGCUGCACAUCGCCGUCGCUCAGGAGCCCAUCAGCACAGCAGGGAAGUGCAACACCAUCUACAAAGGUUUUGCUGGCUGCCUCAUCAGCUUGGGGGACAGCAUGGCCCAGAGCAUGCGGCAGCAGCGGGACGAGGAGGAGGAGGAGGGCGGCCAGGAAGCGCAAGAAUUGGACACCAUCUGCAGGUCCUGGGAUGAGUUCCACGCCUGUGCCAGCGGGGUUCUGUCCCGCUGCCCCGAAGAGGCUGCAGCCAUCUGGGAGUCUCUACGCCAGGAAUCCCGCAAGAUCCAGUUCCAGGGAAACCUGCAGGAGCUGUGCAGUGCUCGGGGCCGCCUGGCCAGCUCCCAAGGCUCACCGCCUGCUGAGACCAACCAGGCCACGCUGCGGGGCUCGGCCCGCCACGGUCACCCCGGCAUACUGCCCCUGCUGGCCCUGCUGCUGCUGGGGGUUUGGGCAUAGGGCUGCUCUCAGCCAAGGACCCGCCGUGCACUGCGCUAGGGGUUCAGCCUUGGGUCCCCGCUGACCUCAGUGUGGGCACAGGUUGAGCCCCAGCCCGACCCCUGCAGCCCUCACCUUCUCCUGGAACCCUUCAGAUGGAUUUAUAUUUAUAUUAAAAGAUGCUUUUACAUUUC